This is a messenger RNA of Neohortaea acidophila, 729 nucleotides long. RefSeq lists its product as uncharacterized. The transcript has a single exon. The coding region runs from base 1 to 729 and encodes 242 amino acids. NCBI's taxonomy places the organism in Eukaryota, Fungi, Ascomycota, Dothideomycetes, Mycosphaerellales, Teratosphaeriaceae. Gene Ontology annotation, cellular component: mitochondrion. The record is from RefSeq and is a predicted model, not a curated record.
AUGAAAGCACCGCACAUGGAACCCCCGCGCUACAUGCACCACUUCGACACUUAUGGACUAGUGAAGCGACUCAAAGAAGGCGGAUGGGACGAAGACCAGGCCAUAACCGUCAUGAAAGCCAUGCGCGUCAUCCUCGGCGACCAGCAAGACUUGGCGAAAGAAGCGCUCGUCAGCAAAAGCCAGCUGGAGAACGAAGCAUACCUCUUCAAAGCCGCGUGCGCCGAGCUGAAAACAGAAGUCACGACGCGCCGCAAGAGCGAGCAGGAGAAGAUGCGCACCGAGCGCGCCCAACUGCAGCACGAAGUCGAUAUCAUCUCCCAACGCCUGGGGCAAGAGUCGACGAACAUGAAGGAGGAAUUGAAGGGCCUAUUCGACGACCGCAAGAUGGCCGUGCGCAACGAGCAGCGCGACAUGGAGAGCAAGAUCCAACAGCUCGGCUACCAAAUCACGGUAAAUCUGCAGUCGGACGCCAAGUCGGAUAUCGAAGGCGUGCGGUGGAUCAUGACGCGGCGAGUCAUUCUGACGCUCGCAUUUGUCGUGUUGAUGAUUGUGGGGAGUUUGAAGGCGGCGGCGAAUGCGGAGGAGCAGGCGAAGAGGGCGGCGGCCAAACCGGCUAUGAUGUCGGGUGGUACGCAGACUGAUAUGGGGGAGGGUGGGAGGGUCUUUGAGGGCGGGGGUGAGGUGGUGAUCAAGGAGGGCGAUCAUGCGGGUUAUGUCAGUUUGGGAUGA